AUGUCAAGUUUAGACGAUAUAACCAAACAUUUACCGUCUUUGCAGUUUGAUUCAGCACUUCCAGGCGACGAGAGGUUGGAAGCGAUGCUUGUUAUUUUUUAACAUGUUAAAAUAUCGUUCAAACAUGUUGUAUUUUAUGUUUUAGGAGAGGUUUAAUUCGACUUCGUCAAAAAAAUUUAGCCGCUAUUUCAACAGCAUGUGCUCAGGCGUAAGUAUUUUGGGGACGUUUGAUUUUGAAAGUAGGCUUGGAGAUGAAGUGAUAGAAAAAAAUAGAAAAGCGAGGACUGAAGACUACGUGAUUUUGAUAAAUAUAUAACAAUAAUGUUAGUAACUUAAUGUUAAUAUGAAAUGUUAAAAAUAAAAUAAACGUUGGUGUUCACUGCUCAUUUAAUGAAUGUUAUUUAGGGUGUAUUUUGUGUCAACACUAACUGAAGUCAAUGAAUUAAUUUUGGAAAAAACUAGAGUGAGUAUAGGCUUGAAUCACUCAUGAAAUUCAUCUGGUGUAGCUCUGAACAAAUUCAUGCAGUAUCUAUAUAAUCUAUUGGUCUAUUAUAUUACGUGUAUUGAUUAAAUAUUGAUUGUGUUUUAUUUAUUGACAACCAGUCUUCCAGUAAGAGUUGUAUAACAUCGAGCUUCAGUGGUUUGAAAAUUGGGAUUGUUGGUUGUGGCAGGCUUGGAAAACAACUGGGAACAGUUCUACUAGAUUUAGGUCAGUUUAAUCAUUGUUGUAUCUUGUUGUGGUUUGUGUCUGAACUAGGUGAAAAUAACUGGGGCGUAUUGCGGCUCAAUGGGUUAAUAUUAUAUAUUGAUUUAUGCCAGAAAACUUUGGAUUUAUAGGGAUACAACAACUACCUGAAAAAUACAAGGAGAACAUUGACGUUUUGAGUGAAAGCCCUUCAUUUGGAUGUUAGUACUUUCAUUGUUAGUGCUGACAAUUUAGGCCUUCGCUUGAAAGUUCUCCUUGUAUUUUUCAGGUAGUUGUAUCCCUAUUAAUGCAAAGCUUUCUUAUUAUACUACAGUCGUGAUUCACUCAAUUUUGGUUACCGUCAGUCGUUAAAACCCCAAAAUUUUACUGACUGUUAAAAUACCAAAAUAUUUACUGUAGUACCUACACGUUCAAUGAUUUGUAAUAUUCAGGUGUUGUUAGUGCCAGCAACUUAUACAUUUCUACAAGAUGUCCAGAAAAUUUGGAAGAAUUUCAAAACAAAGGAGUUUAUUGCUGCUUUGAUAAUGUCAUGGUAAAGUUUUUUUAUAGGUUUUGAGAACUUUUUUCAGAAAUUAUUAAUUUCAUGGGCGGAUUUACUGGGGGGGGGGGGGUAAACCCCUCCUAGAAUAUCUCUAACCUCUCAAAUAGAGGGUUCAACCCCACCCAAAUUUUGCUUCACCCCUUCUAUUUUGUGUGAAAGGCUUCAACCCAAAUGCCUAACCCCUGCUGAAACUCACUGUGUGGUACCACUUGCACCCCACCCAAAAUUUUUCUACCCCUUUUUAAUAAAUGAAAAUCCGCCCUUGAUUAAUUUGCUCUCAAAAACCCUUUAACCUGUGUCUAUUACUUAACUAGGUGGGCAAAACUGUUGAUAUUCUCUUCUUAUGUUGCCUGCCAUCACAACUCAAUACAGUUUCAAAGGUAAUUAGUUUAUGAACGAUGGCCUUUCGUCUGGAAUUAGUAACUCUGUAAAUAUGGAUGGAAAGACAGGCAGUAAAUCCUAAGAAUUUUUAAGUAAUUUAAUUGAUCUAUUACCUAAUGAACAACAUUUUGAUCUAGAAAAGUCUAGACAAAAAUUUUAUCACGGCUUGAAAGUGCAUCACAAAAUUAGUAAUAUUCCGAAGUUUCGUUGCGAAAUGUUGUAAAAUACGGAUAAUAUAGCCAUGCGAAGUUUGCCGUUUUCAGUCAUUUUAUAUUACGCGCGGGAAAUUGAUAUACCUUUUUUCAGAAAGCGCGGUAUCAAUUUCCCGUGCGUAAUACAAAAUGACUAAAAAACGGCAAACUUCGCAGGCCUAUAUUAUCCGCAUUUUACAACAUUUCGCAACGAAACUUCGGAGUAUUACUAAUUUUGUGAUGCUCUUUCAAGCUGUGAUGAAAUGUUUGUCUAGAUUUGUCUAAAUCAAAAUUUUGUUCAUUAGGGAAUAGGUCCAUUGUCUUUCUUGAACUUUUUCUUUAAUAUCUGCAGGAUUUACGUGGUAAUGUUGCUGGUUUGGUGUAUUCGUUUGUUGCUGGUAUGUCAUUGGCAAGAAUAACUCAACUAUUGGACUACCAGAACAUUGUUAAACCAACUCUU
Messenger RNA from Paramuricea clavata, 2279 nucleotides. The record is from the annotation of a GenBank genome assembly. NCBI's taxonomy places the organism in Eukaryota, Metazoa, Cnidaria, Anthozoa, Malacalcyonacea, Plexauridae.